GGGAGGAGGUUGUCUCCAAUUUCUCCUCCCCCGCUCCCCCCGCGUCCCAGCCAAGAUGUCUGACAUGGAGGAUGAUUUCAUGUGCGAUGAUGAGGAGGACUACGACCUGGAAUACUCUGAAGAUAGUAACUCUGAGCCGAAUGUGGAUUUGGAAAAUCAGUACUAUAAUUCCAAAGCAUUAAAAGAAGAUGACCCAAAAGCAGCAUUAAGCAGUUUCCAAAAGGUUUUGGAACUUGAAGGUGAAAAAGGAGAAUGGGGAUUUAAAGCACUGAAACAAAUGAUUAAGAUUAACUUCAAGUUGACAAACUUUCCAGAAAUGAUGAACAGAUAUAAACAACUAUUGACCUAUAUUCGGAGUGCGGUCACAAGAAAUUAUUCUGAAAAAUCCAUUAAUUCUAUUCUUGAUUAUAUCUCCACUUCUAAGCAGAAUUCUGAUUUUUUAUGUCAGAUGGAUUUACUGCAGGAAUUCUAUGAAACAACACUGGAAGCUUUGAAAGAUGCUAAGAAUGACAGACUGUGGUUUAAGACAAAUACAAAGCUGGGGAAAUUAUAUUUAGAACGAGAGGAAUAUGGAAAGCUUCAAAAAAUUUUACGCCAGUUACAUCAGUCCUGCCAGACUGAUGAUGGAGAAGAUGACCUGAAAAAAGGCACACAGUUAUUAGAAAUAUAUGCUUUGGAAAUUCAGAUGUACACAGCACAGAAAAAUAACAAAAAACUUAAAGCACUCUAUGAACAGUCACUUCACAUCAAGUCUGCCAUCCCUCAUCCCCUGAUCAUGGGAGUCAUCAGAGAAUGUGGUGGUAAAAUGCACUUGAGAGAAGGUGAAUUUGAAAAGGCACACACUGAUUUUUUUGAAGCCUUCAAGAAUUAUGAUGAAUCGGGAAGUCCAAGACGAACCACUUGCUUAAAAUAUUUGGUCUUAGCAAAUAUGCUAAUGAAAUCGGGAAUAAAUCCAUUUGACUCACAGGAGGCCAAACCUUACAAAAAUGAUCCAGAAAUUCUAGCAAUGACGAAUUUAGUAAGUGCCUAUCAGAAUAAUGACAUCACUGAAUUUGAAAAGAUUCUAAAAACAAAUCACAGCAACAUCAUGGAUGAUCCUUUCAUAAGAGAACACAUUGAAGAGCUUUUGCGAAACAUCAGAACACAAGUGCUUAUAAAAUUAAUUAAGCCUUACACAAGAAUACAUAUUCCUUUUAUUUCUAAGGAGUUAAACAUAGAUGUAGCUGAUGUGGAGAGCUUGCUGGUGCAGUGCAUAUUGGAUAACACUAUUCAUGGCCGAAUUGAUCAAGUCAACCAACUCCUUGAAUUGGAUCAUCAGAAGAGGGGUGGUGCCCGAUAUACUGCACUAGAUAAAUGGACCAACCAACUAAAUUCUCUCAACCAGGCUGUAGUCAGUAAACUGGCUUAACAGAGAACAAGCUUUUACAGACAUACUUAAGUGCAGAGAUGUAACCCUUAAAAGAACUGGGAAUGGCAAAACUACUGUCGGUUGAUGUGUCCCGAAAAUUAUUGGAGUUAUGGCAGAAGUGCUUUUUUUGAUCAACUGGUUUGUGUUUUGCUGCUGCAUUUAUCCCAAGAAAAACAGCUUUAAUCUCCAGAAGAAAACCAAAAUGCCGUGGGAUUUAUGCUGUAUUGACAUCUUGCCCUAAAACAUACAACAUCAUAGUAAUUUGUCAUGGGCAACAUGACCAGAGAGAAGAUUUUUGUCAUGAUUUUAAAUACACUGACACGCUACUGUUGGUUAAAUUUAAACAUGUUUUACCUGCAGAAAUUCUCUCACAAAUAACCUGCAAUAACUUGAAAUGCAUACCCUUUUGAACACUUCCUUUUCUCAUGUAUAAAUUAAAAUGUUUGCUGCAUUUUGCAAAAUGUCAGUUCUCCAAAAAUGUGUCCGUAUAUUUCUGUACCUGCAGUGUAGUAAAGGUUUAGAUGAAACCCCAUAAUUAUAGUGGCAUACUGUCACUUAGGUUUCAAGCAGCAAAAUAAACAGUGCAGCUCAGAAAUUGUA
Messenger RNA from Mesoplodon densirostris (Blainville's beaked whale), 2008 nucleotides. It is a transcript of the gene COPS2, whose product is annotated as COP9 signalosome subunit 2. Gene Ontology annotation, biological process: protein deneddylation. The record is from RefSeq and is a predicted model, not a curated record. The coding region runs from base 56 to 1408 and encodes 450 amino acids. Gene Ontology annotation, molecular function: protein binding. The transcript has 13 exons. NCBI's taxonomy places the organism in Eukaryota, Metazoa, Chordata, Mammalia, Artiodactyla, Ziphiidae. Gene Ontology annotation, cellular component: COP9 signalosome.